CGGUCAAACUUUGGUCUGGUUCUGGCACCGGUAUGUUCUGUAACGACGUCUGCACUGACUCGAUCUCGGAGCUGCGAGUCGACGAAAUUUGGGAUUUUUCAUGAAUUAGAUUCCCAUUUCUAUUACACUUGAUUCCUCAACACAAGCUAUGGCACUUCGAUUACUAAGCAGGAGGACGCUUGGGAGCAGGAUUUUGAGCUACCGUGCCUCGCUUCAUUCUCAUGCCACAAGUUUUGGGUUUCAACAAGUAAAGGAAGAAGAGAAAAGCAAGUUGGUUGGCAACGUUUUCACCAAUGUAGCUUCCAGUUAUGAUAUUAUGAAUGAUGUCAUGAGCGCUGGCUUGCAUAGGCUAUGGAAGGAAAGACUCGUUGGGAAGCUUAGCCCAUUCGCAGGGAUGAAGCAUCUUGAUGUAGCCGGUGGAACAGGUGAUGUUGCGUUUAGGAUCUUUGAUGCUGUUAACAGUGUCAAACGAAGAGCGUUGCGGAAAGUUGACGAGGCUUCACUCGAAGAAACUCAGAUCUACGUGUGUGACAUUAAUCCCAACAUGUUGAACGUUGGGAAACAACGUGCUGCUGACAGAGGUUUAAGAGACAACAAGUCACUCGUAUGGGUCGAAGGAGAUGCAGAGGCCUUGAGUUUCGAUGACAAUUCAAUGGAUGGAUACACUAUUGCAUUUGGAAUAAGGAAUGUCACACACAUCGAAAAGGCUCUCGCAGAGGCUUAUAGGGUACUAAAACGAGGAGGGAGAUUCUUGUGCCUUGAGCUCAGCCAUGUAGACAUUCCAGUCUUCAAAGAACUAUACGAUUUGUAUUCGUUCCAGGUAAUUCCUAACUUAGGGGAACUAAUUGCCGGUGACCGGGAUUCUUACCAGUACUUGGUUGAGAGUGUUCGUCGGUUUCCUCCUCAGGAGCGGUUUGCAAAGAUGAUAGGGGAUGCAGGAUUUGAGAAGGUAGAGUACGAGAACCUUGUUGGUGGAGUUGUCGCCAUCCACUCUGCCAUAAAGCUCUGACCUUUCUCUCAUUUCUUUUGCUUGUCCAUUUUCUCUGUUUCAAAACCCCAAACUGUAAAA
Brassica oleracea var. oleracea is the source of this 1069-nucleotide messenger RNA. Its product is annotated as 2-methoxy-6-polyprenyl-1,4-benzoquinol methylase, mitochondrial-like. Bases 149 to 1009 code for a protein of 286 amino acids. Gene Ontology annotation, molecular function: methyltransferase activity. Gene Ontology annotation, cellular component: mitochondrion. The transcript is spliced from 9 exons. The record is from RefSeq and is a predicted model, not a curated record. Lineage: Eukaryota; Viridiplantae; Streptophyta; Magnoliopsida; Brassicales; Brassicaceae. Gene Ontology annotation, biological process: ubiquinone biosynthetic process.